Molecule: messenger RNA, 2828 nt
Organism: Brassicogethes aeneus
Lineage: Eukaryota; Metazoa; Arthropoda; Insecta; Coleoptera; Nitidulidae
Source: the annotation of a GenBank genome assembly
UUCUGUAAUUUUUUCAGCUCUGCCUUUUGUCCUACCCUCUAUGCUCUUGUCUGGCGCGCUUGGUGUUUUUUGUUCUCAGUGAGAACAUAUGUACUUAUGGUUGGCAAAACUGUAUUAACAUGAAAACUAAAGUGACAGUAGUGACAUGAGUUGUCAUGAAAUGUCACCUGAUUAGGUGUUUCACAAUAAUAUUUUUAACUAUGACACCGAGAAUGAAGAAGUGCAAAGUUAGGUAGUAUAGUAAAAAAUAAAUCAAAAUGAACAAUGGGGAGGAGCAAUGGACGCUGUAUUCUGCUGCUCAACAUUUGCCGGCUGUUUUGAACGACCCAAACCGUGGAAAACAAUUAAACUUUUUCACGAGAACAUGGGGAGACACGUUUGUAGAAAAAACAGAAAUUCCAAAAAGUCCUUUUUUGCCAGAAAUAACCUAUGCCCAUCUAGAUUCAUACAUAAGGAAAUAUGGAAAGAGAUACAAAAGACAUGUAAGGCUAUCUGAUGUAAAAUUUGAUGAGAACCUGAGGGCCAAAAGUAAAACAGACUUGCUGAAUAACGAAUUAAAUACAGAUUGCAUUCCUGAAAUAUUUUUGAGACAGAAUUUUAACCUCAACAACCCCAAAGUGUUCAUUCAAGUGUUCCAUAAGAACGAGAAUAGAGACGAACAUGAACUACAAGAAGAGCUCAGUCACUACCUGGACAUUGUCGAAGUACAAAUUGCCAAACAAGUCUCACAAAAAUCUGGUGCUUUUUUCCACGCCAUGACAUCUCAUGACACCAUUAUGGAGCAGAUGGGAGUAGCUAGUGGUGAAGUGAGAUUGUUAAGAUCCAAAGUACAAAAAGUGAAUAAAACAUUAGCUAAAGACUCCCUUAGAUUGAUAGGGUUAGCCAGGUCUAAAUCUAAUCAUGUCACUUUAGUGGAUAAGCUUAAGCUGAUGUCCACCGUUCUGCAAACGCAACCCACUUUACAGCUGCUGUUGAGUUCUUCUGAUUACGUUGGGGCUUUGGAACUGAUUUCUAGUACACAAGAAGUUUUAGCAAAAGAGUUAGCAGGAGUUACUAGUCUACGAUACCUCCCCUCGCAACUAAAGGAAAUGCUCAAACUGAUCAGCAAAAUGUUAAGCACCGAGUUCGAGCGAUACGCCGCCGCCGACCUGCACCGGCCGCUCGACGGCAUUGGCGGCGUUCUUGAGCCUGAACGGCUAACCAGCCUCGUCGCCGGACUGCUGCGCGAGAGACACCUGCAAUUCUUGGAGACGUACAAGCAAGAAGCGGUCACGGCUGCGCAGGCGUUACUCAAACAACUGAUGAUCGAGCAGCUGGCCGACGCCGAAGACGAUCUGGAAAGUCUCACGGGGUCCGGAGAGGUGGCGCCAUCCAUGGACGCCGCCAGGUGGCUUAGCGUGCUGAAUCUCGCCAGUGAAGCCCUAGGUAAGCUUGUUCAAAGGGUGAAGGCGGUUCACGACGUCAUCAGAGAAACAGCGGCGGCGAGUGCGGGACUUUCCGCCACUCCUUCGGAAACGGAAAACUUCCUAACCGGCGGAGAACAUCAAAGAGUGGAAUCGAAACUGAAAGAAAUCCUGAUUUCCGUGUGCGAUUAUUGCAACGAACGUCUCGCCUCGCUGGUGAGCCAGCAGUCGGACAAACAAACGAUCACGUCUACACAAAUCACGGAGCUGUCGGCCAUCGUGGAAAUUUUCACGGAAAAGUGCGAAGUGAUAUGCGGUAAGCAAAGCCCGUCGUUGAAGGCGGCAUUUAAAAUACAAGCGGGCAACUACGUGCACAAGUUCCACAGUCAACGCAAACACAAACUGACUCUUCUGCUGGACGCGGAACGGUGGAAAAGCGCCGACGUACCCCUCGAAAUUCAAGUACUAGUCGAUAAAUUGGCAUUGGGCGGCAUCGUCAAGUCGUUACCGGGCUCGCCAACCGAGUCUAUAACAAUCAAAUACGACAGCAAAGCGGCUGUUUCGUUGACAGUCGGGAGUCAGCAAUACAUAACGAUCGGCACUAGCUUGAUCCUCAUUAGUUUGGUGAGCGAGUACUGCGUGUGCGCGUACGACUUGCAGAUGCUCGCGCCGGUGAUCGGUAGAAAUUUAGCGGAACUACUAAGAACGUUCAACUCGCGCUCGUGUCAGUUGGUGUUGGGCGCAGGCGCGUUAAAAACGGCGGGGCUAAAAACUAUUACGAGCACCAACUUGGCGCUCGCGUCGAGAUCGCUGCAGUUGCUUUUGUGGCUCAUAAACAGCGUUCGGUCGCAUUUUACCGGUCUUACUAGUGAUCCUCUGUGUUGUUUCGAUAUCGUCGAAAAAGAUAUCGGACAUCAUAUCCAGCAGUUGGAGACCAAAGUGCUUUCCAUAAUGAAUUCGUUGCUGGGCGAUCAGCUAAACGAAUGGGAUGCCAAACCACCAGUUCCUUCAAAGCAAUUUAGAAAUAUUUCCAGGCACCUCAUAAAGCUGCAUGAAGCUGUCAGUUCUGUUUUGCCCAUAGAACAGGUUAGUGAUAUUUAUGAAACGAUCAACAAAAACUUCAAAACGUGUUUGAGAGACCAACUGUUAAAAAUGAACAUUCAAAACAACGGCGGACCUCAGCAUGGAGUUGUCACAACGGAAAUUAUAUUCUAUAUGGAAACCAUGAAAAAUCUGAAAGUAUUAUCGGAUAAAUAUUUUAAUGAUAAAGCCAUGGACGAUAUAUGGGUGCGGUAAUAUUUAGUCGGAAUUAUAAGUUAAGCUUCGUAUAUUUAUUAAAUCAAUUUGUAUAGUAUUAUAUGUGAUUGCGGUAUACCAAUUUUAUUAUCAAAGGUCUUGUAUAUAAAAUAAUAGAUUUUAACUACU